CUGUUAUGCUUGUGGUCAAAUGCGAGAAAGAAGACAUAGACUACUCUUGCACUUUAACUAAUAAUGUUGUUUCCUAGCAGCACCAUGGGGAACUAUUUUCAUGCUUUCAUAUUUGUUUGUUUUGGUUCAUGCUUUAUCAUCUCUCCGCUCAUGGCAGGUAAUCUAUGGAAUGAUGUGGUCAUGGUACGUGAGGACUCAUCUGUCACCCUAUCCUGCUUUGAUUCACCACCCAAAUCUUCUGUACUGGUUACCUGGAAGAUGAUGUCAGCGAGGGAGGAUCGCUGGUCAUAUUUGUUAUCAGCCAACUGCAUCGAUGGACAAACAAAUGGACGCAGUAGCAGAGUGUUUGGAGGAAGGACUUUUGAGAUCUCUGCGGAUGCCUCUCUGAUCUUCAGGGCUGCAGCACCUUCUCAAGGACGCUACUCCUGUGUGAUUGAACAGGACAACAAGAAGCUACAGGAGAGGAUUGUUCUGCUCGCUCUGAUUAAAUUAACUGUCACUCCCACGCCCCCUGCCACAGUGGACAGUACACUGAGACUGGUAGCUCAGGUGUCUCCCUCCUCCGUGGUUGCCUGGGGAACGUGGGUGUCUUCCUCGGGGGAACAGCUAUACACUGAAAUCUCCCAUGACAAGGGCAGUCUGCUCAGCAAGCUGGCCCGCAUCACCAGUAAAGACACCGGAGUCUAUACCUGCAGAAUCCGUGUCCAUGGUAACAACGACACGUCUGUCUCGGAGCACAGGGUGAAUGUGACAGUGAACGAGAGAGCUGUGUUUUCUUUCACAGACGUGACACAAGGAGACACAAGGUCUAUGGCAGCCCUCUCUCGUUCACUGGUCACUCUAGCCUGUCCCCCCAUUCUUGGUGACUAUGUGCUGCUCUACUGGCAGUAUCCUGAUUCAGAAAGAAUGGAGCUCAUAUUUCAGUUUGACCGUUGGAGGAGGAGCUCCACCAACAAGACCAAACACCACCUCAGUUUGAUAGACCCCGCCACCCUGGCUGCUGUUGGGAACUUCUCCUUCCUGUUAAGCCCAGCCCUGACGGAUGGAGGACACUACUUGUGCGAGGUCUUCCUGGAUGACAAGGCUUUCACCCAAAGCAACACACUGAGUGUUUUACAUGGAUAUAUCAAGCCAUCCCGCACCACUCUGGAUCUGAGUUGUACGUACAAAGAGCGAUCUCAGGUCAAAGCUGUGAGAUGGUCAUAUGUUCAGGAUCCCAGUCGCUUUCUGAAAUCAACUGCUGUUUUGGGCCGGAUCACAACCUCUGUAGCGCUUCCUGUGACCCCCGAGACGGCAGGACGUUAUGCCUGCACUCUGUAUCUGAAAAAUGGAAACUCAGUGCAAUAUAUGUGCACCGUCACAAUGGCCAAUAUAGAUCCAACAGUUUCUCCAGGCCCUGCACUGCCACCUGCAGCAGAAGAUGUCUCAGCAUCCUCUUAUGUUUCUUCGUUCUCAUUUCUCCUAUUUCUGAUACCCAUGAUUGCCGUAGCUGUUGGAGUGUUGCUAUGGAGACAGGGCUAUUGCGUCACCCACCGAAGUGUCGAGCAAUCACUGUCUCACCACUCCGGAGAGGUGGAGAACAUCUAUGAAAAUCCUGACGUUCUAAGACAGCAGACACCUCCCCAAGGCGCAGUCUACAUGGAUCUUAAGCCAACGGGUGAAAUGGAUGUAUAUAAAGAAUUAGAUAGGUGAGACAUGAGGGUCAUACGGGGGAUACAGUGCAUGUGUGUCAUUGUUCAUAUAUGCUCUCUCAUUUCAGAUACAAACAGUGCUGUGGUUGAGUACAAUGGAUGUUGAGAUAAAACAGCUGUAUCUGAAAUAAAAUUGUACAUAAAUGUGUGAGACGUAUAUGUAUGACUGGUGUAUUAACUUUUGACAGCAAACUGUUUUUGUUAUUACUAUAAAAAUGACUUUCUUUCAU
Rhinichthys klamathensis goyatoka is the source of this 1921-nucleotide messenger RNA. RefSeq names its product g6f-like (gene g6fl). Gene Ontology annotation, cellular component: external side of plasma membrane; membrane raft. The coding region runs from base 64 to 1692 and encodes 542 amino acids. The transcript has 11 exons. The record is from RefSeq and is a predicted model, not a curated record. Gene Ontology annotation, biological process: positive regulation of ERK1 and ERK2 cascade; interleukin-15-mediated signaling pathway; T cell activation. NCBI's taxonomy places the organism in Eukaryota, Metazoa, Chordata, Actinopteri, Cypriniformes, Leuciscidae. Gene Ontology annotation, molecular function: protein tyrosine kinase binding; MHC class II protein binding.